Messenger RNA from Symbiodinium sp. CCMP2456, 333 nucleotides. NCBI's taxonomy places the organism in Eukaryota, Dinophyceae, Suessiales, Symbiodiniaceae. The record is from the annotation of a GenBank genome assembly.
AUGGGCUCUGCACGGAGCAUCGAGCACACGCAGCCCCGGUUUGAGUCUGAAAGCUCCCGGGCAGCAUCAAAGCUGCUUCUCAAUGCAGCGCGUCGCUGCGACGCGGAUGCGGUGCAAAACGCACUGUCUAUGGGGGCGGACCCCAACAUAAGGAGUGAGCAUUCCGGCAGGCCAGCAUUGAGCUUCACUGCCCAGUGCGCGGAUACUUCGCUUCCUCUCCAACAUCUGCUGCGUGCACGUGCACAGGUGGAUGCAACCGCGAAUGAUGGACGCAGCGCGUUGCACAUUGCAGUUGCAUGGGAGAGGGGUGCAGCAGCAUCGAAGUUGGUCGAG